Myotis davidii is the source of this 1081-nucleotide messenger RNA. RefSeq names its product osteoclast stimulating factor 1 (gene OSTF1). The transcript is spliced from 9 exons. NCBI's taxonomy places the organism in Eukaryota, Metazoa, Chordata, Mammalia, Chiroptera, Vespertilionidae. The record is from RefSeq and is a predicted model, not a curated record. Gene Ontology annotation, biological process: signal transduction. Bases 79 to 594 code for a protein of 171 amino acids. Gene Ontology annotation, molecular function: protein binding.
UCAAACUUAAAAACAUUUUUUUUCUUUUAGCCAGAUGAAUUGUACUUUGAGGAAGGUGAUAUUAUCUACAUUACUGACAUGAGUGAUACCAGUUGGUGGAAAGGCACCUCCAAAGGCAGGACUGGACUAAUCCCAAGCAACUAUGUGGCUGAGCAGGCGGAAUCCAUUGACAAUCCAUUGCAUGAAGCUGCAAAAAGAGGCAACUUGAGCUGGUUGAGAGAGUGUCUGGACAACCGAGUUGGUGUCAAUGGCUUAGACAAAGCUGGCAGCACUGCCUUGUACUGGGCUUGUCACGGGGGUCACAAAGAUAUAGUAGAAAUGCUAUUUACUCAACCAAACAUUGAACUGGACCAACAGAACAAGUUGGGAGACACAGCUUUGCAUGCUGCUGCCUGGAAGGGUUAUGCAGAUAUUGUUGAGUUGCUUCUGGCAAAAGGUGCUAGAACAGAUUUAAGAAACAAUGAGAAGAAGCUGGCCCUGGACAUGGCUACUAAUGCUGCCUGCGCAACUCUCCUGAAAAAGAAACAGGGAACAGUUAUCUUUCUACCCAGUGACCUUGCCUUCAGAUGCUGUUCGAACAUUAAGCAAUGCUGAGGAUUAUCUUGAUGAAGAGGACUCAGAUUAAUUCCUUUCUGAAGCUUUAAGAGCUAAAACUUCUGUUGCUUUUGCCAUUCCAAAACCAUGUCUUUGCCAGAGAGUGUUGGUAACUGUUUUUUGUUUUUGUGUUUUAAUGUCCAUAUAAACAUGGAACGUGGCAGUAUUGCACUGUGUUUGAGUAGAACAUGUAAAUGAAUAGUUCUCACCUUUGGUUUGCCAAUAAGUGACUGGAUUCUUUGCUGUAUAAAGUAAGUUUUUGUUUAACAGAAUAGAGCAAGAAGAGAUUAUUGCUAUUUAUCAAGUUAAAGGAAUUUUAAGAAUUUAUUUCUUUAAAAAAAUCAGGAUGGUUUUAUAAAUUAAAUUUCUUUACCUCAAGGAUGUUUUGAAUGGAUUUUUCAAGGGGAGAAAUGCUUAUUAUAAUAAUAAACCAAAACACAACAGAAAAUUGUCAGUUAUUCUGACAAAAAUAAACAUUUUAAGAGAC